This is a messenger RNA of Quercus lobata, 1475 nucleotides long. RefSeq names its product probable glycosyltransferase At5g25310. The transcript is spliced from 5 exons. Gene Ontology annotation, molecular function: glycosyltransferase activity. NCBI's taxonomy places the organism in Eukaryota, Viridiplantae, Streptophyta, Magnoliopsida, Fagales, Fagaceae. The record is from RefSeq and is a predicted model, not a curated record. Bases 177 to 1334 code for a protein of 385 amino acids.
AAAAUAAAUUAAAAUGGGAUCAGAGUACUCCAAGGGUAAAAUGUGAACGGUCGAGAUUGCAGUAUAUAUAAAACCAAAUUGACUCGUCCCGCUCUCAUUAACCACCUUUCUCUCUUCCUUCCCAAGAAACCAAGAGAAAAUCCAUCAUCCAAGAAAGAAAGCAAGAAAACUCAACCAUGUCCAAGGCUGAUAGAAUUCGUAAAAAUCGCGUACUUUCAAAGCCACUGUCACAAAACCCGUCACCCAAUACAGAGCCACACCAAUAUGUCCAAUAUUUCUCUAAAAAGAUUAAUAAAAUACCAAAGAAGUAUUUUCAAUUGAUACUUGUUUGUCUUUUCUUCUUGAUCUUCGCACUCGAACACUCCAGCAAUGGCAGUGGCAGUUUCUACAGCCUUUUUCACUCGCGUUUUGCUGGUUAUUUAUCUAAGCAGCAGGAAGAGUCCGGACUCCAUUUCCAUGAAAUAAUGGAGAGCAAUUACAAGCCAGUUAAACAGAAGGGAAAUCCUUACUAUUCAGAGAAUUUUACUACGAAUUACUAUCAAAUGGAAAUGAAGUUCAAGGUGUAUAUGUACCCAGAAGAUGAAGUUCUCAACAAGUACUACCAGAAUGGGAGCGAAGGCUACUUCUUCAAGAACAUCAAAGAUAGCCAGUUCCGCACCACUGUUGCUCAAGAAGCUCACCUCUUCUUUAUCCCCAUUCGCACCCACCAAAUGCACAACAUGGGAACAUUGAAUGAGGAAAUGGCCAUUGUAGUCCAGAAUUAUGUCCAGAGCUUAAUCACGGAAAACCCAUAUUGGAAUAAAAGCCAAGGUGCAGAUCAUUUUUUCAUAAAUUGCCAUGAAAUUGGUGUGAUGGCUACAAAAGGAUUGCCAUUGAUGAAGAAUGCAAUUCAAGUUGUGUGUACCUCUCUGGAUGCAUUGGAAUUUAACCCAUUCAAGGAUAUUAUCAUCCCAGCUCAAGAUCUUAAACCGUCCACAACAACCAGGAAAGUAGUAAGAGAUUCAGAACUUGAUAGGAACUACUGCUCAUGCCAGUUAUCCCCAUUUCGUGCCGCCUGUAUGGUAGAAUCGAUCCUUGAGGAAUGUGUUCCUGCAGUUGUCUCGUUCCUCAACCUUGAUUUGCCAUUCAAUGAUACUCUUGAUUGGACAAGAUUUUCUAUUAUAGGAAGAACUAAAGACGUACACUUAAAUGGUGAAAAGCUCAACAAAUUACAUAACAACUUACUCGAGAUUCGAAAACAUUUUCAAUGGAAUUCACCUCCAGUGAGAUUGGAUGCUUUUCAUAUGGUCAUAUACGAACUUUGGCAGCAUGCACGCAGACUUCAUUUUACUUGAUUGCUGUUUCUCACCACUCAAGUUCUUUCUUCUUCUUCCUUUUUCUAGAGAAAGCUCUCAAGUUCUUUCUGAACAGUGAACACAUCAAAAAUAAAUAAAUAUUUCUGUUAUUGUAGACGUUAAGAUUGACAAUUGACAUGA